Messenger RNA from Sphaerodactylus townsendi, 1917 nucleotides. Its product is annotated as alcohol dehydrogenase 1A. Bases 111 to 1241 code for a protein of 376 amino acids. The transcript has 9 exons. Gene Ontology annotation, cellular component: cytosol. NCBI's taxonomy places the organism in Eukaryota, Metazoa, Chordata, Lepidosauria, Squamata, Sphaerodactylidae. Gene Ontology annotation, molecular function: zinc ion binding; all-trans-retinol dehydrogenase (NAD+) activity. Gene Ontology annotation, biological process: retinoic acid metabolic process; retinol metabolic process. The record is from RefSeq and is a predicted model, not a curated record.
CUGGCAGGGGAAGCAGUCAGCAGUCUGUGUAAGACCACUAAAGGACAAGGAGAUCGUUCAGGCUCCUGAAUUCCUAAAGCAAGAAACAGCAGUCAAGAAUCAGAAGCACCAUGAGCACCGCAGGCAAAGUCAUUAAAUGCAAAGCAGCUGUUGCUUGGGAGGUUAAAAAACCCAUGGUCAUUGAGCAAAUUGAAGUAGCUCCUCCAAAGGCUCACGAAGUCCGCAUUAAGAUUGUGGCCACAGGGAUCUGUCGCUCUGAUGACCAUGUGCUCAGUGGUGCAUUUGCUAUGCCUCUCCCAAUGGUUUUGGGCCAUGAAGCAGCUGGAGUUGUGGAAAGUGUGGGAGAGGGAGUAACUUGUGUGAAACCAGGAGACCAUGUUAUUCCUCUGUUUGUCCCACAGUGUGGAAACUGCAGUUCUUGCCGGAGUACCAAAGGCAACCUUUGUUCUCAAAAUGAUCUUAGUGAAGGUUCUGGUUUAAUGCCUGAUGGCACCAGCAGGUUCACUUGCAAAGGGAAGAACCUUCACCAUUUCAUUAGUACCAGCACCUUCACGGAAUACACAGUUGUCCAUGAGACUUCAGUGGUCAAAAUAGAUGCUUCUGCUCCUUUGGAAAAAGUGUGUCUGAUUGGUUGCGGAUUUUCCACUGGUUAUGGAGCGGCUGUUCAGACAGCCAAGGUGGAACGUGGAACUACCUGUGCUGUCUUCGGCUUGGGAGGAGUUGGUCUCUCAGCUGUCAUGGGAUGCAAGUCUGUAGGAGCUUCCCGGAUUUUUGGCGUUGACAUCAACAAAAGUAAAUUUCCCAAAGCUAAAGAACUGGGAGCCACUGAUUGUGUCAACCCUCUGGAUUACAAGAAGCCCAUCAAUGAAGUAUUGUUUGAUUUGACUGAUGGUGAAGGUGUAGAUUAUUCGUUCGAAGUGAUUGGACGCACAGAUACCAUGACUGCUGCCUUGGCUUCCUGCCACCAGAACUAUGGAACCAGUGUAAUUGUGGGUGUGCCUCCUUCAGCAUCUGAGAUCGCCUUUGACCCAAUGCUUCUUUUCACUGGCCGUACCUGGAAAGGAUCUGUGUUUGGAGGCUGGAAGAGCAAGGAUUCUGUCCCUAAAUUGGUUUCUGAUUUCAUUGGGAAGAAAUUUGUUUUGGAUCCAUUAAUUACCCACACUUUACCUUUCGAGAAAAUUAAUGAAGGAUUUGAACUUCUCCGGUCUGGAAAGAGCAUCCGCACUGUUUUGACAUUUUAAGAACCUGAAUAAGAUUGGACUGAUGGUAGCUGAAGAUCAUUCUCCAAAGCUUUUCUACUGAACCAUAUGUGCCAGGCUUUUGGUUUCUUCUGCUCUAACGCCCAUGUUUGCUUGAUGGGCCAAAUGAAUGCUGAAUACUAGGAUGAAACUGUGGAAUUUAUUAGGAAAUUUAAUUAUAUUAGCUUUGCUAACCUGCAAUGGAUUAGAUUAGCAAAGCUAAAGAAAGUAUGUGCAUAUCUUGUAUACAUUGGAGUUUUAUAUGAAAGUGUUCCAGUCUUGCAUUUCAUGGCCUUUCUGUUUACGAUUUUUCUCUCUGCUCACAUGUUUGCCAUAUAUCUGCGAAAUAGAUAUUCAUGGAUCUGAUCAAGUAGGCUCUGGUCCUUGAAAGUUUGUGCCACUGUGAAUGUAUUAGUCUGAAAAGUAACAAGAUUCUUUUUUUGUGUGUGAUGCCACUGCAUAAUGCCACUAUCUCUUUGGAAUUUGUUGUGAAGCUAAAACAUGCUAUGUGACUGCAGAGUAAAAAAAAAAUCAUAUAGUUCAAAAGUUUUUGUCUAGGCGAUGGCCAAAGUCUUGUCUUUAAUACAAACAUGCCUUCUUGUGCUUGUAAAAUAUUUCUUCAUGAUGAUCUUGGUUUGUUUCCAAAAAAAUAAAUAAAUCUCACUUUUUUGGACAUUGA